Messenger RNA from Oryza sativa Japonica Group (Japanese rice), 1578 nucleotides. RefSeq lists its product as uncharacterized. The record is from RefSeq and is a predicted model, not a curated record. Lineage: Eukaryota; Viridiplantae; Streptophyta; Magnoliopsida; Poales; Poaceae.
GUACACGUGAAGCUCCCGUUUUCCUCCUCCGUCCACUGGGCACGGGAGUGGGCUGAGAAGAAGACACCAUAAACGAACUGUCUCCCUCGUCUCGUCUCGUCCCGUCGUCCCGCGCGUCACCUCUCCUCUUCCGCUACGCCGCGCCACCGCCACCGCCUCCGCCGCCCUAGGGCCCUUCCCAUCCCCACCGGCUGCGCCCGCCGUCCGCAGCCGCUUCGUUCCCUCCCCCCACCCCGUCGCCACUCGCCACACCGUGGCCGGGAACGGCAAGCCACACCGCACCUGCUGCUCUCCUCCUCCUCAUCUUCGCCGCCGCGGACCGAGCCACUCUCCGAUCCUACGGGGAGGUAGAUCUAUAAUUGCAAAGUUUAGGCCCUAGCCAAAUCUCAGAAUGGAAAUAUCUGGUCCAGGUGGUGGCAGCAACCACACGCAUCUAACUGAGAGAGGAGAAAUAUUAGAGGAUGCACAUGAUAAGAAAGAUGAGCUGCGAGCUGAAGAUCUUGAACUGAAGUUAAAUGAACCUUUUCUUAACUUCAUGAGACUCAGACUUAUACCGCAGUGGGGUCAAGGCUUUACUUCUGAGUGCCAACUCAAAACUGCACAAGAUCAGCUUGAAUGGCACAGCCAGAUAAAGCCAACAAGAUUGCCUGUCCUGGCACUUCACAUUGGCAACAAAAAGUUCGCUCGGACAAAUGAAUGCGACAUAUUUGUUAAGUUCUUCUACCACAAAAAGUCAGUUAUAUUCCAAAUGUCCAAGGACAAGCUGUGUAGGAAGGUUGACAUCCCCUUCGACGACAUUACAUCCUUUUGUUUCGUUUUCGGACAGCAGUCUGAUAUCCUGACAAUAGAGGUCAAAUCUUCAUUGAUACCCUUAAGUGCUGCUAAGCCACUUCCAGGGAAGUUUCUUGAUUGGAAAGUAGAUUACUCAAAAGAUGAUGAGUACUAUUUUCCUGAAUCAAAAUCUUUAUGGGUUGAGGCUGAGAAGGGGAGCUUGGAAAAGACCUAUGCAAAACUCAAGUACACUAAUCCUCAUUUGACAUGCUUGUUUACGGAUGCAGGGGAACAAGGAGAAACAUCUGCAAGACAUGCCACCUGAUGGUGAAUGCAUGGAAGAAGGAGGAUCUGACUGGCUGCAUGCACCAUACUGGGGUUGGGAGGCAACAGGAUCGCCAUGCUUCCGAAUAAAUCAACUGCACCAGUGUGGAAGCCGCAUCCUAUGUAUUGUUAAGAGACCUGGAGCUUCGAUAGGACACAAAACUCAUUGCACCAGGAGUGGAUCGGUUCACAUCAAUCGAGUUCUUUGUUGACGAUGGUGGCAGCUACACGAUGUGCCCUCCAUGGGACACCGUCUGUGGCCUCCCCAGCCAUCGCCGCGGUCACGCUGUGCUUGCAGAUACCUUCAGGAUAGUUGAAUUUCACCUCGUCGUCCAUGUUCUGUGUUUGUUGUACUUUAUUCAGCCUCCCAGAAAAGAUUGUUGCUGUCACGGUUCAAAACAACAAGAACUAAGCCUACUAGGGUAAAUGGUAGAAACACCAAAAACCGAAAACAUGUAACUGAACUAAAAGCUACCCUCGAAA